UUUGAAAAUGGAAUAAGGAAUUGAAUAAUGUGGAUUUAGUAAUCGAUAUAGAUAAGUAGGAUAGAUAGUGAGUAGUGGAAAGAAAAAGAUGAAGAAAGAGGAGGAGGGUAGUAAAAUAAUAAGAUUGGAUAAAUUGAGAUAGUAAAUAGUGAGUUUAGAGAUUGAAACAAAGAAACCAAAAAUAAAAUAGAAGAAAUUAAAUAGUGAGAAUAUGUUGUUGAUGGAAAAAUAACAAUUAGAGGAUGACAUAAAAGAUAUAAGUUAGAAAUUAGAGAGAAUGAAAGAAAAGAAGUAAGAGAGUCGAUAGUAAUUAAACGAUUGGUUAUAAGAAAAAUAAGUAAAGUUGAAAUCAAAUAUUGUUAAUAGGAGUUUGAAAAAAGAUGGAACAAUAUUUAGAAUUAUGAUGAAAUUUAAAGUUUUUAGGAAAGAAUGCAAAGUAUUUGAUUAUUUAUAAUAUUAUUUUUUUGAUACUAGCUCUCCUAAACGAUGAUUAGGAACCACCUAAUAAUCAAAUAGAGAUUUUGACAAAAGAAGUAGAGGAACUUUUAUGUUUCAAAAUUGAAGACGAACCAUUAAUAUAAGAGAAAAGGAAAUAUGAUUUAUUUACAAUAGAAGAAGAACAAUAAGAUUAAUCUUUUACUUGA
This is a messenger RNA of Paramecium sonneborni, 644 nucleotides long. The record is from the annotation of a GenBank genome assembly. Lineage: Eukaryota; Ciliophora; Oligohymenophorea; Peniculida; Parameciidae.